This is a messenger RNA of Carya illinoinensis, 2160 nucleotides long. RefSeq names its product probable isoprenylcysteine alpha-carbonyl methylesterase ICMEL2. NCBI's taxonomy places the organism in Eukaryota, Viridiplantae, Streptophyta, Magnoliopsida, Fagales, Juglandaceae. The transcript is spliced from 11 exons. The record is from RefSeq and is a predicted model, not a curated record. Bases 466 to 1815 code for a protein of 449 amino acids.
CUCUCUCUCUCUCCAAUAUGAUGUGAUAUCAUGUAUGGAUAAGUCUAAUGAAGGCAAACCUCAAAUGAUCACUUUCAACGUCAUCAACUGCAGACUGCAAAGUUUAGAAAACGCAGCUGAGCUGAACUGCUGCUGAAGUCAAUACACCAUGAUGAUGAGGCAAAAGCCCAAUUCCAACCAACCCAAACCCCGCUCCUCCCCUCCCUCCUUCUCUCUUUCUGUGUGGGCAUACCAUUACAAAAAAAAAAAAAAUUGCAACUAUUUUGAGUUCGUCAAAUUGGACACGCACCAAACCACUUCAAGUUGGAAUCUUGUAUCUUGAUACUCCGCUGCGCCAGUUCUACUCGCUUUCCCAACCCUACAAGAAACCAGUUAAAUAGACACAAUCCCAGCUCAGGAUUCGCUUCCAUCUCUAUCUCUCUGAGCGCGCGCGUCAAGUUCGCAUAUUUAAUUGAGAAAAAAAAAAUGCGAUCUCCAAUCCUACCUAUAUCCAACAAGCCUUCGCAUUCCUUAUUGGGACAGCCAUCCCCUUCAACCAUGGCUUCCGUUGCUUCCACACGCACGAUGCCACUCAUGGGAGGAGAGGAUGACCCAACUAGCAGGCUUCCUUUUUCUCCGUCCUUCGAGGAUGACAAAGCCUCAUCCCAAAAACCCCUUCUACCGAGGGCCUUAAACCCCACCACGACGACCAGUUCUAGCUCCUAUCAACAGAGGAGGCGCCAGUCAUUUGGCCGCGAUGUGGGGCACGCUGCGGCCGAGACGUUCUUGCUGACCCGGUUGACUUUGGAGCUCUUGAGAUUUCUUGGGGUAGGUUACAAAUGGAUUACAAGAUUUCUUGCCCUUUGUUGUUACGCCUUGCUACUUUUCCCAGGUUUUCUUCAAGUCGGAUAUUACUAUUUCUUCUCCCCUCAGGUUCGCAGAAGCAUAGUUUAUGGUGAUCAGCCCAGAAAUAGGCUGGAUCUGUAUCUACCCAAAAAUAGUGAAGGGCUGAAGCCAGUCAUUGCAUUUGUUACAGGUGGAGCCUGGAUUAUUGGUUACAAAGCAUGGGGUUGUCUUUUAGGACAACAGUUAUCAGAAAGAGACAUCAUUGUGGCAUGCAUAGAUUACAGGAAUUUCCCUCAGGGGACCAUGAGUGAUAUGGUAAAGGAUGCUUCCCAAGGUAUCUCAUUUGUGUGCAACAAUAUUGCUGAAUUUGGAGGUGAUCCUGACAGGAUAUAUCUAAUGGGACAGUCAGCUGGUGCACAUAUUGGUGCUUGCACGAUCUUGGAUCAGGCAAUUAAAGAAGCUGGUGAAGGGGAGAGCACUUCUUGGAGUGUCUCCCAGAUAAAGGCUUAUUUUGGUUUAUCUGGAGGGUACAAUUUGCUUAAUCUAGUAGACUACUUCCAUAGUCGGGGUCUGUACCGACCCCUUUUUUUAAGCAUAAUGGGAGGGGAAGAAUCCCUGCGACAAUUCUCCCCCGAAGUAAUGGUCCAGGACCCGAACAUUAAAAAUGCCUUGAACCUCUUACCACCUAUUUUUUUAUUUCAUGGCACUGCAGAUUACUCCAUACCUUCAGAUGCCAGUAAGAGUUUUGCUGAAACGCUUCUCAAAGUUGGGGUAAAAGCUGAAUGCAUCUUGUAUGAAGGAAAGACUCACACUGAUCUGUUUCUUCAGGACCCAAUGAGAGGGGGUAGAGAUCAGAUGUUUGAAGAUUUAGUAGCCAUCAUUCAUGCUGGUGAUGCGGAGGCCCUACACAGAGAUGAAGCGGCUCCUCCAAACAAACGCCUUGUACCUGAAUUUAUGUUGCAGUGGGCACGCAGAGUCAGCCCAUUCUAAAACCACAUAUUAUAUUGUCGAUCCCUCAACUAGCCUAAAAAGUACUUCAAAACCCAUAUUUUUGUUCAUUCACCCUCCUACUGUACAUACGUACGUCACAGUGAUGGUUAAAAAGAAACAGCAUGACUGAGAAAUAAAGAAGACGUUGAUAUACUCAGAAGAUCGUUGUUAUUGUAAUAGGCCUAGCCUAGCUAAGACUUACAUGGAUAUUAAUUUCUUAGUACACAUGCAAUUUAACUAAACCAUAAGGGUAUUAUAGAAAUGUAAACUGUGAUCUUCUUGUAGCUGCUUUUUGUACUCAGACAUCACACAGCAAACAUUAAGUAAGUUUGGUUAGUGCUUUGA